This is a messenger RNA of Ichthyophthirius multifiliis, 1201 nucleotides long. RefSeq lists its product as hypothetical. The transcript has a single exon. NCBI's taxonomy places the organism in Eukaryota, Ciliophora, Oligohymenophorea, Hymenostomatida. The record is from RefSeq and is a predicted model, not a curated record.
AAAAAUAAUCAAUCAAUGAUUUAACCAAGGAUGUUCUAUAACUUAUUCUAUAGAAUACCUUUUUUUAUGAUCAGGUUCUAAUAUUUUAUUGAAAAGAUCUUUCAUUUCUUCACAAAAAGAGUUAUCUUAUUAUGAUAAUUUAGCUAGAAUUGACUUAAACUAAGACCAAAACUUUUCUUAUUAUUCUUUAUAAAAAUGUUUAUAUCUUUAAUCUGUUUUCCUAGCACUCCCACAGAAAGGUAACUAAUAGAAAAUAACAAUAAAAAAGCUCACUCCAAGUGCAAAUACGUCAUUGGAUUUUUCAUCAGAAGGGGUUCUAGGUCUUUUUCCAUUUAAAACUUUAAUCAACUCAGGGGCCACAUAUUAUUUACAUCUGAGUUUCCAUUCUUUUUUUAAAUGUUAAUAUUUGUUAAUUUUCCUUAAGUUUUAUUAAAAAACUGAAUUUCUUUUGUAUUUUCCUGGUUUAGGUAAAAGCACUGAAAAUCCAAAAUCCGCCAAUUUAAAAUCACUAAUUUCAUCAAAAAUGAAAAUAUUAUCUGGUUUUAUAUCAUUAUGCGAAAUAUAAUUAGUAUGCAAAUAAUAAACCGCCUAGGCAAUUUAUUUAAAGGCUACUCUUAUUAAAGAUAAAUUAACUUUUCCAUGUCUUUAAUUUUUCGCAAAUUACAUCAAAUUAAACUUAGCUUAGGGUAAUAUUAUCCCACAAAAAUUUUUAUCUUAUACAAAUUCUUCAAAUCCUAAGGAAAUAAUAUUCUCAUGCUUUAUUUUGCUCAGAAUUUUGAAUUCAUUUUUUAAUUCAUGGCAUUCUGAUUAAUGUAAAUGGCUCAGUUUGUGAUUAAUUAGUUUUAUUACUUUACCAGCCGGAAGGUCAGUGUCAGAGUAUUUCAAUUCAAAAAUUUUAGAAUUUGAUGAUCGGCCUAUUAACCUUUAUCUAUAUUGCUUCAAAAAAGCGGAGUUAGGCUUAAAUUCUUACUCGUUUAUUUAAUUUGAAAGGUUAUCGUCUGAUUCUUCUUCUGAUAGUUGCUCUUCACAUUUUUUCUUGAGUUCUUCCUAAUAAUAUUUGCGGUCUAUUGCUGCUUGUCUUUUUAAUUAGUGGUAGGUUUCUGUUUAUAUUAUGGGCUUUCGUCCCCUAGUCUUAGUACUAAUAGUCUUUUUUGUCGCAAUAUUCGAUAUACCGGUUGUGGAUAUAAAUAUUGGGCGUUUU